AUGAUUCUUCAAGGUGCGCUGCAAUUCGGGGCUCUGUUCGUGUUCAACUUAGUCAUCGGAAUCUUUCUUGUCAAAUCGAGCGGCUUCCUGGGCACGAACUUCAUCAUCCUCGAAGAUGUGGUCACAAUCAUUUUGCUGUCUCGUCUGCUAUUUCAUCUGCGCGAGACCCGACCACAAGGACCAUUUUCAAGCACCUCUGAGUCCCAGUCGUCUCGCUCGACCUUCAGGGAUGCGUUCAAGCAGAUCAACGCUAUGCUGCAUGAACUUGAAGCGGCGGAGCCUUCGAAUGAUGACCAAGAAAUACGUGACAAUGUCGACGACCGCAUGGAUGACAACCCCGAAGUCUUACAAGACGAUAGUGACAUCGAGCUUUCCACGGCAUGCACCAUUGGCAGCGAGUCGCCCGAUCCUCGUCACGGUCACCUCGAUCAGGGCGUAGAAUUGGACUCGGAAACAUAUAACUCGGCGCGCACCUAG
Molecule: messenger RNA, 477 nt
Organism: Fomitopsis serialis
Lineage: Eukaryota; Fungi; Basidiomycota; Agaricomycetes; Polyporales; Fomitopsidaceae
Exons: 4
Coding region: 1-477 (158 amino acids)
Source: RefSeq, a predicted model, not a curated record